CCGUCUUCUGAUAAUAAUAACUAUUAUUUCUUUGAUGCUCUUCGAGAACUGUGCUUUUGAUCCUCUCUCUGUCUCUCUCUCUCUGCUCUAUAUACUUUCUUAGCUUUCCCAUAAACAUAACGAGUAGACUAUAGAGCUCAGCUUUCUUGUUUCUGCUUCUGUAUUUUUUCUCUUCUCUUCUUCCCUUUUUCCUUCAAACCCCAUUUGGAUCUUUCUCACAUUCUGCUUGGCGCCUUGGGCCCCAAACCACGCGUGAUUUUCUUCAUAUAUAUAUAUACAUGUAUACACACACAUAUAUAUAAAAGGGACGCGUUGAUAUUUCUCAUGAAAAUCACAUCCAUGCUUGUAGUUUCUGCUUCCUAAAUCCAUUUCUAUUUUGGGUCAGUUUCUCAUGUUUUCUUCUUCCCACGAACUCUAAUCAAAUUUCCCUCUAGAUUUACCCUUUUGUAUUGACUAUUACCUCAAAUCCAUGAAGGGUUUUACUCCCAUCAGUGUUGUGAUUUUGGUAACCUUUCUGUUCUCUGUGGGUGCUUGGAGUUCUGAGGAAGCAGAUGAAGGUGUAGCUCCAAUGGAGAAAACGGAGCAAUUAGCUCUGUACUCUGCAAUCCAAGGCUUUGUGGGUAAAUGGUGGAAUGGCUCGGACCUCUAUCCGGAUCCUUGUGGGUGGACUCCUAUACAGGGGGUGUCUUGUGAUUUGUAUGAUGGGGUUUGGUACGUGACCUCCAUGAAUAUUGGACCUAUUCUUGACAACUCCCUUGGUUGUUCCCCAAGUGCAAAAUUUAGACCACAACUGUUUGAUUUGAAGCACCUAAAGUCCCUGUCCAUUUUCAAUUGCUUCCUCUCACCCCACAAGCAUCCAGUUCCGAUCCCCUCAGAAAACUGGUGGAAGGUUGCCGGCAGCUUAGAAUCACUAGAGUUUCGAUCGAACCCGGGCCUCAUUGGACAGAUUCCUACAACCUUGGGCAGCCUCAGAAAGCUCCAGUCAUUGGUACUAGUGGAGAAUGGAUUAAGAGGUGGAUUACCAACAAGUAUCGGUGAAUUAGUCCGAUUGAAGCGGCUAGUUCUUGCCGGAAACUGGUUUACGGGCCAAAUCCCCGAUGGGUUUGGUGAAUUGAAUCAGCUGCUAAUCCUUGAUUUAAGUAGGAACUCACUGUCUGGGCCUUUGCCAAUCAGCGUUGGACGUUUGACUUCACUCUUGAAGCUUGACUUGAGCAGCAAUCAACUGGAAGGGCAGCUGCCAAUAGGGUUUGGUAAUCUAAAGAAGUUGACUUUAUUGGACGUCAGGAGCAACAAUUUCUCAGGUGGAUUGACCAAAUCACUUCAAGAAAUGCAUUCCUUGGAGGAAAUGGUUUUAUCCAACAACCCAAUUGGUGGAGACCUCAAAACCCUAGAGUGGCAAAACAUGGAGAGUUUGGUAUUUUUAGACCUCUCCGGAUUGGGUCUAAUUGGUGAGAUUCCAGAUUCAAUUUCAAACCUAAAAAAGUUGAGAUUUUUGGGUUUAAGUGACAACAAGCUCACAGGCAUCCUCUUGCCAAAGAUUGCAACUUUGCCCUGCCUCAGUGCACUCUACCUCCACGGCAACAACCUGACAGGGGAGCUUAAAUUCUCUGAGUCGUUUUAUCACAAAAUGGGGAGUCGUUUUGGUGCUUGGAACAACCCUAAUCUCUGCUACACCAGUGGAAUGGUGCCAGCAGAGCAUGUCCCAAUUGGGGUGAGGCCAUGUCAGCAGGAGGGGGAGGAGGUCACUUGAUUUAUAAAGAUAUCCCUUCUUUUUAGAACUAUAGAAUAUAACUUCUCUAGUUGGAAGCAACCGUAACUUAGAAUUUUAUUGCUUGUUUUGUCAUGCUUUAUUUUGCCUCUUGGCAUGAAUCAAAACAAUAUUUAUGCUUUCC
Molecule: messenger RNA, 1892 nt
Organism: Pyrus x bretschneideri (Chinese white pear)
Lineage: Eukaryota; Viridiplantae; Streptophyta; Magnoliopsida; Rosales; Rosaceae
Product: piriformospora indica-insensitive protein 2
Exons: 2
Coding region: 470-1750 (426 amino acids)
Cellular component (GO): plasma membrane
Molecular function (GO): protein binding
Source: RefSeq, a predicted model, not a curated record